AUGGAUGCUCUGGAUGGAUGGACCUUGGGUAGGGAGCGAAAAUUUGAGUGUGCAAUUGUGUGUUACACCAGCCGACAGAGGAGCAUGACAGAGCUUGGCGAUGAAAAAGUUACGGGGGUUAAGCUAGUGGUAAAAUGUAGGCAUGUGCCAAUUAAUGCACUUGUGGAAAUGGAAAUAGAAAAGAAAAGAAAGACACUGAUGAAACAAGAGGAAAAGAAUGGAGUUUUGAUAUAUCAUAUGCAUUACCAAGAUGGUGUGAUACAUGGGAUUUCAUGA
Molecule: messenger RNA, 276 nt
Organism: Sphenostylis stenocarpa
Lineage: Eukaryota; Viridiplantae; Streptophyta; Magnoliopsida; Fabales; Fabaceae
Source: the annotation of a GenBank genome assembly